This is a messenger RNA of Eutrema salsugineum, 1744 nucleotides long. Its product is annotated as SEC14 cytosolic factor. The record is from RefSeq and is a predicted model, not a curated record. The coding region runs from base 476 to 1477 and encodes 333 amino acids. Lineage: Eukaryota; Viridiplantae; Streptophyta; Magnoliopsida; Brassicales; Brassicaceae. The transcript is spliced from 11 exons.
UAAUAUCUAAAUCAAAGUUUGAAUCUUCCUCUUUAUUCAUUGGUUCAUUUUUACACUCAAUGAGAAAAAUUCAGUCUUUAAACUUGUGCUAUUCACCCCAGAACCAACAAGAAGGGGAAAUCAAAUAGUGAUUGAUAUUCAACAUAUCCCCAAAGAAUAAAUCUGAAGCAAGCUGCUUUUAAUUUGUUGUUUAGACAAUUGUGAGGUUACGAGCCGUCAUUAUCGAAGUAGUUCUUCUCUCUUUUUUUUUUUUUGAGCAAAGUAGUGCCUCUCUAAAGACAAGUUAAUCCUAGUUUGUUUUUAAAGUGUAUAUUUCUGUUGGGAUUUUUCUGUCUCCUACCGCCUCUUUGACCUUUAAUGAUGGACUCAUAGUUUGGUGCAAAGUGACAAAAGGAGGAAAAAAAGCCGAUCUUGGAGAUCUUACUUCUUUUUCUGGGCAAUUCUUGUCUAGUUGCAGAGGAAGUCAGAGAAAACAAUGGGGAUCGUUUCAGAAGAAGCCAUUGAUGAAUUCCAGGAGCUGGUAGAUCAAGUUGAGGAGCCAUUGAAGAAAACAUUUGAGAGUGUCCAUCAGGGAUACUUGAGAGAGACUUUGAGCCGUUUUCUAAAAGCACGAGACUGGAACGUAUGCAAAGCUCAUACAAUGCUGGUUGAGUGUUUGCGUUGGAGGGUGGAUAAUGAAAUCGACAGUAUCCUAUCCAAACCUAUUGUUCCUACUGAGUUGUAUAGGGACGUACGAGAUUCUCAACUCAUAGGAAUGCCAGGUUACACCAAAGAGGGAUUGCCUGUCUUUGCUAUCGGCGUUGGCCUCAGCACAUUCGACAAAGCUUCUGUUCACUACUAUGUCCAAUCCCACAUCCAAAUCAAUGAAUACAGAGACCGCGUAUUACUGCCUUCUGUGUCUAAGAAGAAUGGGCGACCAAUUACCACCUGCGUGAAGGUUCUAGACAUGACAGGGUUGAAACUUUCAGCGCUAAGCCAAAUCAAGUUAGUGACUAUCAUAUCGACCAUCGAUGAUCUAAACUAUCCAGAGAAGACAAACACGUACUAUGUUGUGAACGCUCCAUAUAUAUUUUCUGCGUGUUGGAAGGUUGUAAAACCUCUUUUACAAGAGAGGACGAGGCAAAAAGUUCAUGUGCUAUCCGGUUGCGGAAAGGAUGAAUUAUUGAAGAUUAUGGACUUCACAUCCCUCCCACAUUUCUGUAGACGAGGAAGCUCUGGGUCAUCUCACCACACUCAGAGUGCAGAUUGUUUUUCUAUUGAUCAUCCAUUCCAUCAACAGCUAUACAACUAUGUGAAGCACCAUUAUGAAACCCAAGGACAAGCAGAACCUGCAAAGCAAGGAUCAUUCCACGUGGGUUUUCCUGAUCCUGAAGCUGAACGUGUCGAGAUAGCCAAAACCAUAGAAACGGAACUGCACAAGAUCGAGAUAUGCAACGGUCUAGGCAAGCCCGUUGAUGACAGAAAACCAAGUCUAUGAAAACGUGGAAGAUGGUGAACGAUGAAUACUUCUGAGGGAGUUCCUUCAGUGCCUUCACAGUUAGAUGUAUUUUACGGGUGAGCUAGCAUUUCAGAUGAGUAAGUGAGUACUGAGUACUGAGCUCUGUCCUCACCCUAGCCAUGCAAGUGUAAGAUGAAGAAAAGAGAACAAAUCUUGAACUGAAUGUAUAGUCUUUUAUUUGAUCCUAUGGAUAAAACAGUUAUAGGAAAUAUUAUUUGUAUUUCUAACACGCUUUUAUUGCAUCUC